Spirodela intermedia is the source of this 723-nucleotide messenger RNA. The record is from the annotation of a GenBank genome assembly. Lineage: Eukaryota; Viridiplantae; Streptophyta; Magnoliopsida; Alismatales; Araceae.
AUGGCUCUCUCAGCCGCGCCCAUGUCCUCCUCCGUAAUCUCUGCCUCCCUGUCCCCCAACGCCGGUAGCCGCAGGAGCCACUCCGCCGCAGCACUUCCUCGCCAGUGCAGCCGCCGCGCAACCUCCUUCCGGGUCCGGAGCCAGGCGGAGGUAGGCCACCGGGACGGACCCUCCCUUGUUUCUACAGCCGCCUAGCCCAGCUUGAAGGCUGUUUCCUCUACCUCCUUACUGAUCGGGCUUCUCCCCCGUGGCGUGCGUUUCCUUUUCUUUUUUCUGGUACAGGAGAAGCCGCAGGACCAGCCGUCGUCUUCCGCUUUCGCCCCGGAUGCAACGCCGUCGCCGUCCUCCCCCCCGCCGGCUCGGCCGAAGGCGGUGGUGAGCACCAAGUUCUCGGACGUGCUGGCGUUCGGGGGGCCGGCGCCGGAGAGGAUCAACGGGAGGCUGGCCAUGGUGGGGUUCGUGGCGGCGCUGGGGGUGGAGCUGGCGAGGGGGACCGGCCUCGCGGCGCAGGUGGCGGAGGGCGCGGGGGUGCCGUGGUUCGUGGCGACGGCGUCGGUUCUGUCGCUGGCGUCGCUGGUGCCGCUGUUCAAGGGGGUGACGCCCGAGUCCCGCUCCGCCGGCCUGAUGACCUCCGACGCGGAGAUGUGGAACGGCAGGUUCGCCAUGCUCGGCCUCGUCGCCCUCGCCUUCACCGAGUUCGUCACCGGCGGCCCACUCGUCUGA